Anastrepha ludens (Mexican fruit fly) is the source of this 779-nucleotide messenger RNA. Its product is annotated as protein NDUFAF4 homolog. Lineage: Eukaryota; Metazoa; Arthropoda; Insecta; Diptera; Tephritidae. Gene Ontology annotation, biological process: mitochondrial respiratory chain complex I assembly. The coding region runs from base 98 to 676 and encodes 192 amino acids. Gene Ontology annotation, cellular component: mitochondrion. The record is from RefSeq and is a predicted model, not a curated record. The transcript is spliced from 4 exons.
CGCUUUUCCUCUCGCUAUUUUAGGUUAUUUUCUGUCUGUUGUACACAAUAUUUUUGCUUCGUUUAAACUAAGACUUUAAAUAAAAUAUUUAAUAAAUAUGGGAAAGGUCAUGUCAAUGGUGGCACGUAAAGUGAAUCGUUUUAAUGUAGAAAAUAGGGCACAUCGAAUAUUGGAACGUGACAAGCCGGUACCGGCACCAAAAUACGAGUCCAAUAUUCAGGACAUGCAGCGAGCUCUUGAAUUGGACCCCAAGCUGGUGGAAAAACUGAAUAUGAAAAACCAAGCGCUAGAUGAUCGAUUGAAAAGUGUUUAUGUAACUUCGGAGGAUAAAUUUAUUGACUAUGCUGCUCAACGUACAGAUUCCAGCAAAUCACUUCCAUUAAGUCGAAAAACUCCGCAGGAUUUUGAGUACGGCCACAGAGAACCAGCUACAGUGAGACCCGGUCGUUGUACACUACGGCAAGCAAUGCAAUUCAUUACUGAUCAUCAAAGCGACCCAGACUUAUGGACAAAAGAAAGAAUUGCUUCAGAUUACAAACUAAAGCAAGAAGUUGUUGAAAAUAUUCUUCACUAUUUUAAAAGCUUUAACGUGUACAUCCCAGAUAGAGGACAAAAAGAACGUAUUCUUUCGCAGGCGAGUAAGAAAUUAAUUGAAAAUAAAGGGAAAGAAGAGUAAUGUUAGUUGAUUUUUUUCCGUUAAUGUGUGAACGUGGUGCUACACCAUUUAGUGGGUUAUCGUUAAGUAGAAAUAAUUUCCACUAAAUUGUUAAUAUUUCGAA